AUGUACCGAAAUAAGGGUGCCGGUGCCCCCAGGGGUGCCGGCAUCUUGAAUGCCCUGAAGGCUAUGGAGAUGAUUGAUGUGAAAUCAAAGCUCCCGGCUGAGGUUUUCAAUCAUAUUCUCGAUUAUUUACCCGUUGCCGAUCAACUACGAGUAGCACGAACGUCACACAAAUUACAGGAAAUGGUAUACGACGAUACGAGAUGGGUUUCGCGACUAAAGAGCAUGAACUGCUGGGAUGAAAGGGAAGCACGGAGACGAUUUGAAGAGUCUGUUCGCAAGAGGAGGGAGGCUGCGCAAAAGGCGACACAAGCAGCCGCUGCUGGUCAGGCAAACGGUGCGGCGACUGCAGGGCAAUCCCAGGGAACGACGCUUUUUGAUGCGUCGGCGGAAGAACAGAGACGGAAGAGGGCCGUGUCAGAACUGCGAGAUGGGUUUGAGACGCUGAAUGUUGCUGGGGGUGCUGCGUCGGAGAGCAAUAUGCCCCAGGAGUCGGAUGCGUAUCUGGAGGUAUUCAAGAAUGCGAAAAGUAUACGUGGGGGAGCAAGGCAGGAAUACGGCAAGAUCUACGGCGCGUUAGCACCAUUCUACAUUGAUAUUGUUAGGGCCAAGUCACACGCAGAUCCGAUUGUGUUUAAGGCGUUUCGGGACCCAGAGAGACAGGCACAGAUGCUGGCGAAUUUAUUGAGGUUCGCAAAGAGCGAUUGGUCGUCGGGGUGUGAUGAGCGAGAGCAUAAGCUCAUCAACAUGAUGGGACUGUUUGAGAGCGCGGUGCUGCGGGAAUUUGAGCAGGGGUAUGAGUUUUGGGAUGUGGAUGGGAGGAUGAAGCGCUAUGCGCAUGUUUUGCAUACGCUGAGUGGUGCGAGGGGUGGUGUUGACUUGUUUCUUCAGAAGCAUCCUAUUUUUAAUGAUCGCGAGGUGAUGCUUAACCCGGUGGAGUGCUUGAACCAGGCGACGGCGACGGAGGAGGUUUCCAUGGAACCGUCACGGCGGUUCUUUGGCGUCUUGUUGACAAAGGUCAAUGAGCAGGCUGGUGUUAUUGAGCGCAUCUUCCCGAAUGCAAACGAGGUGUUUUGGGAAUUUGUCGACAAGGUGAGGGAGGAUGUUAUUAUGGAGUACACUACGCCACUGUUUGACGAGAGCCACGAGAGGAGCAUAUCUGCAUAUCUGAAGGCCAUGGCUGGCGUUUUUGAACAAUCCAUGCGAUUCUUUCAGUCGUUGACGCCGCCGGCGAAAGGGGAUAAGGACGCGGAAGCUGGAGACGACUUGUUGGCCAAGGCUAAGGAGCAUUCGUUGAAGGUGUUUGAACCACACUUCGACUUGUAUCUCCAGGAAGAACUGGACUUUUUCACAAAGCACGCAGAGAUGGAGGUCUCGCAGUGGGAGAAGAAACUAUCGGAAGAGGACCUGUCCCUUGAGUCGUUUUACAUGGCGAAUGUGAAUCGGUCGGCGGAAAAGUCAGACUUUCUGAGCUCCUUCAAAAAGGUCGUCAUGAUGCCGGUCACCGUCCUGCCCAGCUUCCCGAUGGGCUCGCCAUUUGCGACGGCAAAACCGACCACCACUGCUGCGUCUACUUCCGCGUCUGUUGCUGCGAAUGGCUCAACUGCCGUGACGCCGAUGCCUUCACGGCCCGAAACACCGGGUAUUGGUGGACGAGCUAGUCCUAUGCCUGGAUCCGGAAAGGCUCCCACAGACGAACUAGCAGCCAAGGCCGCUCUCAUGGCGACCAAACUCGAGGGCAUCAAAUCCCUCUGCAGUAUCGAAGUAGCUCUGAACCUGGUGCAUCUCGCCAAGACGAGUCUCGGUCGUGCAGCACUGCUGAUCCCACUAGGCGGCCAAGUAGGCGGCGAAGCCAAAGAGCAAUGCGCAACGAUAUUCGUCGUGCUGCUCCGUAUCCUCGGCCAACGGCACGUCAGAAGUGGUUUCGAAACCGCAGUCAACCACCUUUCGCAUUAUAACCCACGGGACGUAAGCGACCACAGUCAAAAGGGAGUGGCGCCACUCGUGACCUUUAUAGAACUAGUCAACGUGGGCGACUUGAUAUCGCAGAUGAUUGACGUCUUUUACGAGCAGCAGCUGGCGACGCCGAAAAUCGCAGACAAGAACGACUUCUUGGACCCGGCGGGGCUGGCGAAGAAGAAGUUUGAGCAAAUGCUCGAUGAGAGCGUGGCAGCAGGCUUGAACAAGGGCAUCGAUGUGUUGAUGGACGAGGUUGAAUAUCUGCAAUCCACGACGCAGCUGCCCACCGACUACAACCCCCGUCCUACAUCGACAAUCUCAACAGUAUCAGCAGCGACGUCAACGCUAAAUAUAGGAGCCCCGUCAGAGCCGGAUAUUGGCCCCACGCAGACAGCCCAACGGAUCGUCGAGCUCGUCUCCUCACACACCAACAUGUUGGUAGGCACGACAGACAAGGCCAUGCUGGACGUGUUCAACGGUGAGGUGGGCCUGCGUCUCUUCACAGCGAUAUGUAAACACCUCAAGCGGCAGCGUGUUUCUACGGACGGCGCUAUCAAACUCAUUGCGGAUAUGAACCUGUAUGCGGAUUAUGUGCGCGGCCUCAAACACCAGGACUUGGUGGCGUUCUUCUCGGCUCUUCGUGAAUUGAGUCAGAUUUACUUGAUUGAUGCGACGCAUGCAAAGGACAUGGCGGCUGUGAUUGCCGAUGGAGAUCGCUUUGGCGGCGUGUUUCGCGCAGAGGAGGUGUAUGAGUAUGCGCAACGGAGGGCAGAUUGGUACCAGGUUAGGAAGAGUGUUGAAAGGGCCAUGUACGGGAUGGACUGUGUGGUGAUGUAG
Molecule: messenger RNA, 2793 nt
Organism: Pochonia chlamydosporia 170
Lineage: Eukaryota; Fungi; Ascomycota; Sordariomycetes; Hypocreales; Clavicipitaceae
Product: secretion pathway protein Sls2/Rcy1
Exons: 2
Coding region: 1-2793 (930 amino acids)
Biological process (GO): Golgi to plasma membrane transport; exocytosis
Cellular component (GO): cytoplasm; exocyst
Molecular function (GO): protein binding
Source: RefSeq, a predicted model, not a curated record